AUGUCUGACGAGCAAGAUUUUGACUUUCUUAACGAUUUGGAUACUAUUCUUGGGAAGAUUGACGAGGGCGAUGAACUUGAAGUAAUCAAUGAACUGGAGUCGGACGUUCAGCCCACGAUCGCCUUACCAAAUAUGAAUUUCUUUGCAGAAGAAGUCCAACAAUUACGAGCAGAAAACCAAGGUCUUCGCUCUCAGAUGCAAGAGCUACUUAAUAGGACCGCUGGGUACGAGGUUCUAAUCAAUGAUCUCAAUCAACAGAGGGCCAGCCUUCAAAAGAAGCUGGAGAUGGCAGCAGAGACUAUUCAGAGAUAUCAGCAGGAGAUUGACAAUUUGGCAAAGCAACUUCAGGAAGCCCACGGGGUGACUGUAGACGCCAGCCAGAAACUGUCUGACAUUGACUAUUUAUCUAAAAGAAAUCAAGGACUAGAGAAGCGUGUUGCAGAGUUGCAGAGUUUUGAGAAUAGUGUAAGAAUGAUAGUGGAGGUGGUCACUGGAACCCCUGCUGAUAAGUUCUCUUUAGAUCUUCUGGAAAAGGCGCUUUCAGGGAUAAGUCCUCCUAAAGUAUCUGAGGAGAGUGGAGAAAAUAAGGACCUGGUUGCGCGCCAUCGGCAGGAAGAAAUCACAAAGGUCAAGUCCAAGUGUUAUGCAUAUCUUUUAUACAUGCGGAAGCGUUACGAGCAGAUCACGGGGUGGCGCUUUGACAUGAAGUCACCCAGUGAAUAUCGGUUCACCCUCAGCAUUGUGAAGGAGCAGCCUGAGUUCAGGUACACGGUUCAACUCGGCAAUAGACUUAUUCUUUCAUCUAAUCCGUUUUUAUCACAGAAUGCAAAGAUGCUGGAUGAGCUCAAGCUGAAGAACCCCCCUGAUGCACCUGAAGCCAACCGCUCAUUUUACCCGACUCUCAUGGCUGCCUCUGUAUUAAGGGCUAUGAGACUGUUAUAA
This is a messenger RNA of Giardia duodenalis, 942 nucleotides long. RefSeq lists its product as uncharacterized. The record is from RefSeq and is a predicted model, not a curated record. The coding region runs from base 1 to 942 and encodes 313 amino acids. The transcript has a single exon. Lineage: Eukaryota; Fornicata; Diplomonadida; Hexamitidae.